GGACGGGGGGCAGCAGCGCCGGGCCGGCUCCCCCUUCCCCUCCGGACGGAGGAAGAUGGAGCUCGGGUAGCGCGGGGUGCGGGAGGAGCAGCGGGAGCAGGUAAGACAGUGAAGUCUUUAACUGCUCCAGAAGAGUGUCUGGAAAGAAAAUGUCUCUGGCAAAUAUGUAUCAGGCACAUGAUACUGCAGAGCUCCAAAAUCAGAAGUAAAUCAGCUGGAUAGUUGCCUCCUGUCUUCCUAAAUAGGCAAACAUACUAGGAACAGAAAAGGGGCCUACUUACCUCAUUCCUGGAGAAGGUGGGUUUACCAGUGUGGAUGCCUGCCUCAUUUGCUUCACCAAAAUGAGUUAGGGCAUGCAGGAGAGAAGGGGGAUUUCUGCAAGUAGAACCUAUCAUGAUUUCUCAGGGGACAAAAUUUUGUUUAUUCAUACCUUCUACUGUGGCAAAAAUGGAUUAUUUUCCUCACCAAAAACCAGCAGCAUAAUGCCCAUCCAACACCUGCCUCAAGGAACUCUUAUUUAAAGUCUAUUUGUAUUUCUCUGUAGCUGUGGUGCAAUCAAGAGCCAACCAACAUCAUCUGCUGCCAGUAGGAAAUCUCCAUGUCAGUCCUUACCCUUGGCACAGGAUAAAGUUGCAAUUGAACCUAUGAGGAGGAAUUAACAGGAAAAAUCCAAUUCAUGUUCAAAGAUGGAUUCUUUGUAGCCCACCAGUGAGUCCUGCUGCUGCUGCUGCAUGUCUGGCAGCACCUCUGGAUGAGCACAUGACUCUUGAUAUGGAUGCAGUCCUGUCAGACUUUGUUCGGUCCACAGGGGCAGAACCAGGUCUGGCAAGAGACUUACUGGAAGGCAAGAACUGGGACCUGACGGCGGCUCUGAGUGACUAUGAGCAGCUCCGGCAGGGCCACACGGCCAGCCUGCCCCGGGCCUUCAACGAGGGCAGGCCCUGCCAGCAGGAGCCCGAGAACCCGGCCCCGCUGCCCCGGGAGCGGCCCUGCCUGCACAGGCAGGAUGACAUGGCCCAAGGUGAGCAGCCCUGCCUGCACAGGCAGGAUGACAUGGCCCAAGGUGAGCAGCCCUGCCUGCACAGGCAGGAUGACAUGGCCCAAGAAAAGCGCCUUUCCAGAGGUAUUUCCCAUGCCAGCUCAGCCAUAGUGUCCCUUGCUCGAUCCCAUGUAGCAAACGACUGCAGCAAUGAGCAGUUUCCUUUGGAGAUGCCCAUCUACACAUUCCAACUGCCAGACCUCAGCGUGUACAGCGAGGACUUCAGGAGCUUCAUCGAGCGCGACCUGAUCGAGCAGGCGACCAUGGUGGCCUUGGAGCAGGCAGGCCGACUCAACUGGUGGUCCACAGUGUGCACGAGCUGCAAACGCCUGCUGCCCCUGGCCACCACAGGGGAUGGGAACUGCCUCCUGCACGCUGCCUCUCUGGGGAUGUGGGGAUUCCACGACCGGGACCUGGUGUUACGGAAAGCUCUCUACACCAUGAUGAGAAGUGGAGCUGAGAGGGAAGCACUGAAAAGGAGAUGGAGAUGGCAACAGACCCAGCAGAAUAAGGAGUCAGGGUUGGUGUACACGGAGGAGGAGUGGGAGCGGGAGUGGAACGAGUUGCUCAAACUGGCGUCGAGUGAGCCCCGGACACACUUCAGCAAGAAUGGAGGCACCGGUGGGGGAGUGGAUAAUGCAGAAGACCCAGUGUAUGAGAGCCUGGAAGAGUUCCAUGUUUUUGUCUUAGCCCACAUUUUGAGAAGACCUAUUGUUGUAGUAGCAGACACGAUGUUACGAGACUCAGGGGGAGAAGCGUUUGCACCGAUACCAUUUGGAGGAAUUUAUUUGCCACUUGAAGUUCUCCCAAACAGAUGCCAUUGCUCACCUCUUGUGCUGGCCUAUGAUCAGGCCCAUUUCUCUGCUCUGGUUUCCAUGGAACAAAAAGACCAACAGAGAGAACAAGCCGUGAUCCCCCUGACUGACUCUGAACACAAGUUACUGCCUUUGCACUUUGCGGUCGAUCCUGGGAAAGACUGGGAGUGGGGAAAAGAUGACAAUGAUAACACCAGACUGGCCAAUUUGAUUCUGUCUCUUGAGGCAAAACUUAACCUUUUGCACAGCUACAUGAAUGUAACAUGGAUACGCAUCCCUUCCGAGACACGGCAGGCCCCUUUGGCUCAACCAGAAUCCCCUACAGCUUCAGCUGGGGAAGACGUGCAGUCUCUGGCUGACUCAAUGGACUCGGACCGAGAUUCCAUCUGUAGUAAUUCCAAUGGCAAUAAUGGCAAAAACAGUAAAGAAAAAGAAAAGGACAAACAAAGGAAAGAUAAAGAUAAAACCAGGACGGAUUCAGUUGCCAAUAAAAUAGGAAGCCUCAGUAAAACCCUGGGAAUUAAACUGAAAAAGAACAUGGGUGGUCUUGGAGGGCUGGUGCAUGGCAAAAUGAGCAGAGCCAAUUCAGGGAAUGGAAAAAAUGGGGACACAGUAGAGAAGGUCAAAGAGAAGAAGUCCAAGUCUCGAAAAGGGAGCAAGGAGGAGUCGGGCCAGUCUGCGAGCACGUCUCCGUCGGAGAAGACCACCCCGUCCCCGACGGACAGAGCCAGCAGCUCCCCCACGGACAAGGGCAGCGCCAAACCCUUCCCUGACAAGCAGGCUGACCCCUGGAAGUACAGCACUGAUGUGAAGCUCAGCCUGAACAUUCUGAGAGCUGCCAUGCAGGGUGAACGGAAGUUUAUUUUUGCUGGCCUUCUUUUGACCAGUCACAGGCAUCAGUUCCACGAGGAGAUGAUCGGUUAUUACCUGACCAGCGCCCAGGAGCGAUUCAAUGCAGAGCAGGAACAGAAGAGGAAGGAAGCUGAGAAAAAGGCUGCACUGAAUGGCUCAUCUAGUAGGAAACUGGAGCCAGAAGCAUAUUCAAAAGAAAAAUUGGAAACAUCUCCUCAGGAUAGGGCAUCACCCGUCUUGCCUCAAAGCCAUACAACCCAGCUGGUUUUAAAGUUCAAAGACCGCACUAGUCCCACCCCCGGGCCCUUCUCCUCCCCCAGCAGUGGUGCCAAGAGGAGCGGCCCCAUCCCAGUGUCUGCCCACUACAGCCAUACUCCCCCUGUCCAAAGGCAGAGUGUCAUCCAUUUGCAUGACGUCAACUCCAAGCCAUCGAGCUUCCAAGACGACACCUACAAGCCAGUGGUGGGCACCUUGAAGACCUGUGCCACCUACCCCCAGCAGAACAGGUCCCUGUCCUCCCAGAGCUACAGCCCAGCCCGGCUGCCCGGGAUCCGCACGGUGAACACGGUGGAGUCGCUGAGCUGUGCCCUGCCCGCCGAGCACAAGUCCCAGACCUACACCAACGGCUUCAACACCGCGGACAUCAGGGACUGCCUGGAGUACGCGGAUGAGGACGCUCCCCAGACCUGGUUGAACAACGACAAAAACCAAGGCAGAAGCACAGUUUGCCCAAUCUACUCCAUCCAGCAGAACCGCUGUAAGAAGGAGAACUGUUCCUUUUAUGGUCGUCCUGAGACUGACAAUUACUGUUCCUACUGCUACAAGGAGGAGCUGAAGCGCAGGGAGAGGGACAGCAAGGGACACAGGCAUUGAGGAUUCUUCCUGACUACUUAGUUUUACCAUUUUCUUACUUACAAAGUAAACAGUGUUGGAUUGCAGUAAAAGGAAUCCUUAAAACAAGAAUAAAGGAUUGAUGAGUAAAUAGUGUCUAGCUUUUCGCUUUUCCGGGGCAAUGAGGAAAUAAUAGGAUUAAUUUAUCAUAAAAAUAUUAUUUUCCAUUUUGUCAGUGUCUUUUUUACAUAUACUGGUAAGCUGAAGGGUUGUUUACUCCUUUGUCAGUGCUGUGUAUAUGUUUGGUCAAAAAUUUACUAAUGGUGCCUGAAUUUACACUGACAUCACUCAGGUAGUAGAAUGAUAGGGGCAAGUCAUAAUAACAGAGAUGUGGUGUUGUGGUAGGGUAGUGUCUGCCUUGCAGACCUUUGAAAUGAUAGAGCUAUUAUGAGAGUCUUUUUCUCAGUAAAACCUAAAUUUUUCAUAGCCUUUUUUUUCAGGAGGGUAGUGAUUUUGCAUACUGCACAUUUUUAACAUGGCAGCAUAUUGCAUUGCUACUAAUGUUUGUACUUACUUCACUCUGAAAUGGAAUGAUUCUGGAAAAAUGAGACUGAAAGGUCUGAAUUCAUGAGGGCUGUAGCUCUUCCUGACUUUAAGUUCUUACCAAUUAUUUCUACAUUGCCAUUAAAAAAAAAAAAAAGAAGUAGAUUUGAACCACUUUUAUUUGCACUGAAUUUUUAAACAGGUUUUAUAAAAAAAUUCAUUAUGACUUUCAAGACUUCAUGUCCCAAAACCACCACAUAGUAUAGUUUUGGGCACCUGAAUUUCAAAAGUAUUUUCAUUGCUGUUAAAAUGCAGAGAAAUAUUAAAAUAAAAUUAAAAUAUAAAAAUUUUACUACAUUUGGAAAAUUUAAUGACCAGCCAGGAAAUUUAGGAUCAUUUUAGAUCUGAAUGAACUGCUUGUCAAAAGAAAUGUAAUGUAUCAAUUUAUUGCCUUAGCUAGUGCAUGAGCCUAAUCAUUAGUUAUUUAUUCAUUUCUCAGCAUUACUGAGUGAUAAUUCUUGCAAGCCUAACUAUGUGAGCCUUUCUUGAAGACUGUUGGCUCCACCUAUUUCCAAGUCUUCUCUCAGAGUGAGUCAUCUCCGCCCAGGAGGUUCCCAGAUGGCUGUAAAAUACCUCCAGCAGGAAUGGCAGCUCUGAGCACAGAUUUGCACAAGCCUGAUAUCCAAAUAUUUACAGAAGUAUUUGCAAUACUUUUGAAAAUAAAACUUAGCUCACAGAAACAUUUCUGUAAAGAGAUGCUGGUGAAGUAGAUGAAUGACACAAGAAGGUUUCCUUGAAGGUUUUGCACCCUCCACCAUCAGUGGUACAGUGUAGGAACAAGAGCUCAGUGGCUCAUUUACUCUCCCCUUACACACAGGGCUUUUAUAAAGAGCUAAUUUUCCACCAGCAGGUGAAGCACUGCCUUCAGGACUUCCUCUGCCACCCAAAGGUGCACAACAUGAGUUCUGCCUUCCUCACUAUGGAAUAGCACUUUUUUGGCCCUCACAGGAAAGAUCCUUUGCCAAAGAGUCUUUGUUUCUGAUUCUUUUUCUGCUGUACCCCAAUUUUUGCUCUUAACGUGGGUGGCACCAUUUCACUGGUUAAUCAGGGUUAACCCUAAUUAACCCUGAAACCAAGCCUAAAGUCAUCUGCAAAACAGGAUGCACAAACUUCUGCUGCCAUGUGCUGGCUUUGAGGAAAAGCACAUGAGCUUUUUCUAAUGUCCCACCGAAAUUGGUGGAACUGAGCAUAUGCUUAAAACUGACUGUAUUUUUAGGUUUUCUGCUGAAUGGUAGGUCUCAAAAUAAGUCCCUUAGCCAGUCCUAAAAAGUGAGGGUCUUUGCCAUGUUAGGUAUUCCAUGAAUCCAGGCCUGUACUUCACAUUCCUUGCUGUAUUCUGAGCAUACACUGAGUCUCACUGAACUUGCUUCCUUCCUGAAAGGGAAAUUCUGGUGUGUGUUAAAGCUCCAUGUGACUCCUGUCCCCAAGGUAAGCAUGUUCCAAACCCCUGUCUCCAGCUGCAUACACUGGUGAGCAGUGCCCUGUUUGGUUUGCUGUUGUGAUUACAUCUAAUUUCUAAUUGUCAAAGACAACUGGGAUUGCAGAUUAUGCUAAAACAGGCCAGAUCAUGUAAAAAGAAAUCAAAUAUUACACUUGAUUGUAUUUGCUGCAGAGACUGAGAAAACUGGAAGGAUGAAACUUCACAAAAGCCAGAAAUAUUUAAGAAUUCUUAGGGCAUUAGAGUAGCAGUAGCAUUUGAUACUCUGAGAAUCACUUCUGUUAAAGCUGUGCUUUAGAAAUACAUUAGCAGCAAUCCACACCAGCCUGUGUAUUUGAGUGAGUUGUAUCUUUCUCAGUGAGGAAAAAAGUAACAGCACAUAUAUAAAAAUAAGCAAUCACCAUGAGAAUUCACUGUUUCCCAUUUUUUAAAGGAUUUGUUUCUACAGUAUGUUUUUAAGAUCUCCUACUCGUAAAAGAAAGAGAUUUACAACUGGUCAGCAUGUAGGUAAAAUUACUCUAUUCUAAAUUAUUGAAUACAUUGUAUGUUAGAUUGUUUUGAAAAGUUAAUUGGUCUUCUGAAUAAUAUCAGGCUUGUCUCUAUAGGAUACCAAACUUGAGUGUUCAUUGUCAUCCUCAGGACACUCAGAUAUUUCCAUAAAGAUUUACCACUGCUGGACUGCUCAUUUUAAAAUACAUGUUAUAUGAAAUACUGACAGAACACCUUUCAGUUGUGUCUGUUUCCUCAGAAUCCUUUUCUUGGAAUAUCUUUGAAUAAUUUUCUAAUCACUGUUUUCUUUCAGAACUCUCUUCAAAUAUCCCACAAUUCUCUUGUCCCCUGACAUUUGCUAUUGAAAAGAACUUGCAGGCCUACAAUGCAAUUUGCCAGUUAAAAUCUACCCAUAAUUUCCUGGUAGUUCUCCUUUUUUCUGGAUAUCUAGUACUGGGGGGGGGGGGGGUGUUCCUUCCUUUUCUUUCUGAGCUCUUUGUGGCAGUUGUCUGCAUAAUGCCACAGUUGGCAUUAAACAGUCCAAACCUGCAGGAACAGUGCCUCCUCCUGAAGGAGUGGUUGUCCCAUUAGAAGAAGUCUCCAAAUAUAAAAGGAAAUUUUCUGCCUGUUUUUUUAGAGAGAAUUCCCAACUGCUAGUGAGUUGCAUUCACCAGGCACUGAAAAAAAUUGUGUCAUUCCUGAGCUGUGUGUGAGAGGCAAUAAUCUUCAUACAUAGUUUUCUGUUGCACUAUCUGCUAACCUUUGACUGCUCUUUUGGUUUAUUUUUCCUGACAGCUGAAGGUAUCUGCAGUCCACAGGCCAGUCAGUCCUUCUCUGUGCCUGCUCUGCCCUCUCUGUGCCCUCCAGACCUUGUGGAAUUACCUCCUAGUCCCAGCUGUACAGAAAUCAGGGUUGGCUGGGGGGACCCGACUCAUUCCUUGUGUAGCUCAGGUGGCUGCAAUACUCACAUAUAGUUUUGCAUUUGAAUGUGCUUUUUUCCCCCUUUCUCCUUGAUAGUGAUUCAACAUUUAGCACUGUUGUCUAGAUCUCUGAAGUACAGACUAAAUACUGGGUAGGCUACACCUUCCCAGAACAGAUCCAAAAUUACCAGGAGAUAUGUAGGUUGAGGGAAGCUGGAAUUCUUUUCACGUGUGAAUAUGCAACUUUUCUAAUUUAAGAAAGACUUAAACCUAUUAUGCAAUUUUUUUAGUUUAUUCAUAAACUCUGAUACAAAGGUCUGUAACAGAGGAUGCCUAUGAUACAUAAUGGGUUUCAGUCACACUUUAUAUUAAAGUUCCAUUUAAAAUGCUUUAUAAGGAGUUGAUAAACCACAGACUUUACAAGUAUAUUUUCAGAAGUGGGUAUCAGUUGUAGCAUAUGGAUAACAAGCAGCUCAUUCAGAAGAACGUUUUGCAGGUUAUCAAAAGUAACUGCAGGUAUUUUUGAUUUUAAAAAGUUGAUUAACUUUUUGUUCUAUAAAUGCAAUGUCCCAGCUUUCUUUAGCAAUUAGUUGCUUCUUCCUAAGUCAAAGGUAACAUUUAGGGUAUCAGUGAAGGAAAGAUGCUGUAGUUGAAAAAUUUUGUGUUGCUUAUUUCUUAAGAAGUCUAAAUAGGCCAAGUGAAGUCUUCAGAGUCAUCUUUUCUCCAGCUGAACACUGGUGUGAGCAGAGUUCCUGGGUCCAGAAGGACUGAGCAGACCCCGUGGACAUCUGAGGCAGGGUCAGUCCUUGCACAGGGCACAGUCAGGGUCAUCUACUUCUCGUGUGAUGAAUGUGUAGAUAUCAAAAAUGCACAGCACAGAUCUGACAAAAUACUGCCCUCCAACUCUCCAAUUCUGCAAACACUUACACUGGUGCUCAACUUCACCCACCUGAACAGUCUCCUGACAGCAAGGAGUCUGCUGCUUUUCAGAAACUUCCAGAAAGUGUCAAGGAAAAGCGUGAAUGUUUUUAUCAAGGCCUGAGCCUUCAGCCAGUGUCUGUUCCCCAUAGGCUGCCUGAUGUUACUCUUCCAGCAAGAGAAUCAGUGAGAAUUUUGCCUGAGGAGUAGAGGGAAACCUUAGGCCUCUUUAAGCUAAAUCUGCUGUCCCCUGAAAUCUGAGGACAGAAUCCCAUUAGUAGUGGGGGCCUUAAAUCAGGUGCUUCAUUGACAUGUAAAAUACUUGCAAGCUGGACAUGAAAGUGGAGUAUAAGCUCAUAAGGGAGUAAAGUCUUCAUAACACUGGGAGAGUUUUGCACAGGUGAAAACCCAUAUGUUAAUAAAAACCACAAUAAUCUCAAAUAAACAUAGGGCCAGAGAAACAAAAUAACCAAUGCUGAUUGUAGAUUGCUUUUCAGCUUAGUAUAUUUGAAGUCUCUGUCAGUGUAUUUGAAGAGUAUUUGUUUUAGAGAAUGGCAGCUUACGAGGAUCACCAAACAUGUACAGCAUAGGAGUGAAAUUAUUUCAGUAACAGACACUAGUAUCUAUUUUAAUUUGCACAUGGAUUUUCCAGUGUAUAUGACUAAAACACUGUAUUGUUAAAAAUGAGAGGAAAAUAACACAAAAGUGUUUGUAAGUAUGUUCUAUUUGUAGACUUAAGGCUGUAUUAUGUUGGAAUUUUACAAACCAAGUUUAAAUUGUAAUAUAGAAAUUAUUUUUAUAUUAUUUUCAAAAUAUGCUACAGAGCAAUAUUUUGCGCCUUUAUUAUAAGCAGGGUCAUAAUUUUAGAGGUUCCUUUCAGAAAUGCUGGUAGAAAUUAACCAUGAAAAGAAAGCUUUGUAAAUGUAAUUGUUUCUAACUGCUCUGUCUGUUGUGCACAUCUAUAUCUAAUGUCAGUUGAAUAUACAAAUUUUUUUUAAUUGAAAAGCUUUAAAUUUUUCUUUCUAUAUUUUUAGUACAACACUAUUCCUCCCUAUUUAAUUCCAGUCUCUACCAAUAGCCACUUUUAUAAGCAGCUUCUGAAUAAACAUUCAUCAAAAAUUUCCUUACCAAAUGAAACAUUUCUGUGCAGAUACUGAUUGACUUGGGACAUUCAUAAUACACCCUGAACCCAUUAGAAUAGGAUUAGUUUACCUUUUUUUUUUUUUUUUUAAACAGAAUCAGAGAUUUAUUAUUCCUUCAGGACGAAAACCAAGAAUGAAUAACUUGUGCAAUCAUUUUCCAUCUGUGGGAAGAAAAUCACUCUAGAUCACAGAAGUGUCAUCACUGAUAGGCAGAUACAUCGUGUCUUAACAGAUCUCAAAUAUGCAUUCGCUUCUUGCAGGUUGAAGGCUUCAGAUUUUAUUUCUUCAUCAUUCUUUCUACUGUACAUAUCAAUUACUGAUGAACUGUGCAAAAAAAAAAAAAAAGACAUCAGAAACUAAUGUAUAUGCUAAAUUAGGAAUGUGUGUAGUUUUUAAAAUUCCCUAACUUUCAUGGUUUAGUUUGUUGGGAUUUGCUUGUUUGUUUAAGAAUUACUAUUAAGGUACCGCAACCAAAAUGUUCCCAUCUGGAUGCCCAGUGAUUCUGGGUUUGUACUGGUAAAGAGAUUGGGGUUAGGAUGUGCUGAGCAUCAACUUCUGCAGAAUGAAAAGCUCGCUCUUGGUUUCAGAAAAUCAAGUGAACAUUACUCCAGCCCAUAUCAGGGCCUUUCUUUAUUAACACUCUACUCUUUCAGUCAAUGGAAUUUCCAUUUUUUCUUUAGUGAUUUUCCACAUGUGAACAAAUAAUUGGGCUUAUUCAUAAAGUGAUUGUUUGAGUAUGGAGAGACUUGCCUUGAACCAAAACACCAUCUAAUUGUUUAACUGUUGCAUUCUUAAUGGAGUAGUAUAUUCCGCUGGCUGGGGGGGGGGGUAAGACCUUAUUUAUUCCUUGGAUAUCACGGUCACAUUGCUUUGUUUGGUUGGGAUUUCUCCUCUCAAGUGAAUAAGCUAUUCUGAUUGCUGUUUUACCUCCCAUUGCCUGAAUGCAUGUAUUGUGUCGAGAGAAUUGAAAUGGCCGAUGCACAUUUGCACUGUGGAACAGGCAAUAUGGGUAAAAGCCACCAUGUUCCAAGCAGCCUUAAAAUUAUGACUCUCUGGGGACUGAGAGUCACUUAACUGGAUGCGGCCUCUGUCCCACUUCCUCGUUCACCCAUGACUGUAGAACACUCAAGCCUGCUGUGGUCUGUGUACACAUAUUUGAAUAACCUGUAAUCUUAACAUUUUCUUUCAAAAAUUGUGACUGUGUGUCAGGAAACCUUAAUCAGAAGAGGAGAUGGAGUAAAAACAGAGAGAGAAUGGUAGGUUGUGGGGUAACCAGGGCUCCAAAAUCCUAAAAAGAGGGAAAAUAGUUGAUGUAUCAAAAACUAUUUGCUGUUAAGACUGUAAGUUUUGUAGAUCUUCCUGUAUUUUGGGAAAACAGAGAAAUUCAUCUCUGCAUCUAAUGUAGCCUCUUUGUUGCAGAGGUUUGCUGUUGGGAAAGAAGGGAGAAAAGGAAGUUUUCUUCCCUUCUUAAAGCAAAUUCUAGUGGUAAAAUCAUCUGAGAUUGCAAAACAUAUGAUCCUAUGUUGAAACUAAACAGUGCCUAAUUCCUGUGUGUGUUGUGUAUUUCAUUUGCAUUUUGCCCCUUUCAAAUCCCAUUUCUUUUAAAAAAAGGGAGUGGGGGAAAUUUAAAGAUUUGGCUUGUAUGUUAGUGACCCAUUUCUUCCUUUUUUGACAUGAAAAUGGAAUUGCACUUUCCUUCUUGGGCAAAGCUGAGAGAUAAAAGCCACCUUUAUAAGUAAAUUCCAUAUAACUGCUUUGCCACAGAAUGAAGUUAGAAGCCCUUGGCACAGCAGCUUUGCCUGAGGAAGCCUGACAGUGUGGGGGGAGCCUGAGAGCCGUGGCCAAAACAGCAGCUCAGGGUCACUCUUGCCUUUGAAACAGAUGCAGUUCAUUGUGGCCCGUGAUGUCUGAACAGCACCUCUGUAGUAAAGGUGAAGUGGAACACUGCCUCAUUACCAUUUGCCUCCAGAUUUAAGUAACACAGAGUCUCUUCCCCAGGCUUUUGGUUCAAAUAUGCAGGAGAUGCAGCACCAAACCUGGCAUCUCCGUUCCGUGGGCUUGCAGUCAGGUCUAAACAGAAACACAGCCAUGUGGGCGGGGCAGGAGCGUUCUCGUCUCUCAACUUUGCAAAUCGUGUGCACUUUUAAUACUGACAGAAGUUAAGCAAUGGUUUUAUUGUUUAUUUGCUCAGUAUUCUGAGUACUGUAAAUACAGUCUUUGUAUAAUGCACAGUGUGUGUACAGUACAGAAAUGCUUUGCAUGCACGUGGUGCUGGGCUCUGCUCAUCCACCAGGACCAAGGAGAACAAACAGGAUUGAUGCCCAGACUAAAUAAUGGAUAAAAUCAGCCACACAGACUUAAGCAGUCAGAAGUCCCCAACCCUAGUGUUGUGGGCCAGCUCUGACAGCUUUGUAUAAAAUUCUAUCCCAGUGAUCUAGAUUAGGUUUAUGGGAAGGAGCAAUUGCUUCUGUGUCUUUUCCAAGCCCAUUGCUCUGAGCCUGCUAGUUCCUUCUGCAGCUGCACUGUGCCAGGCUUAGCACAGUCAGCUGGGAAGCAGUUUUUAAAAUCUGCACAGAGUUCUUGUUUUGUUUUGGAAUCCAUCUAGAGUUUCACUCUGCAUUCAAUUUUAAGACAUAAAACACUGUUAUGAACUUUUCAUAAUGCCUUGAAGUUGCCUCUUGUGGGGCUGAAAGACUUUUGUUCUCCUUGGAAGGCCUUGUUCUUCCUCAUUGAUUCUUGUGACUGACAUUUUUGUAUGGAAAACGUUGAAUGAAACACUGAGCAUCUCAAUGCUGUUUACAUGUGUUUCUGCCAUUUGGACGCACUGUGUUGUUAAAGCCAAUGCUUCUCAGACAUGGGCAGAUCUUGAAGGACAGUCUGAAAUACUAUAUACAGAAGGUAUUUGGAGUUAAUUCAUCAUAACUUUACUACUGCUAUUGUAUCAAAUGCCCCCCAAAUUUGUUUGUACAUCUAUUUUGCUAUUGCUAACAUUUUUAUUUUCAUCUUACAGUUUCUUAGACAAAUUCUAAAGCUCUUUAUCCCUAAAGCCUGUGGUAGAUUUUCCAAUAAAGAAGACUUGGCUUUCUCAGUUCAGUUUGCAUUAGAGUGGCUUGUCUCCCCAAGCAAGAAUUAAAGUAACUCAGAUGUCCCACCCUUGGUCUAGAGUUCAUUUACUUAUUAACUGAGGAUCUUUGUUCAAGUAUAACCAAAGAUAAUUCUAUAAAGUUUAAAAUAUCAGAAUAGGCAAUGUGACUUUCUAGUAAGAACUGCUGGCAAAAUCAGCAUUUUUUAACCCACAGAAAUGUACAAUAAAGAUAUUUGUACUUGAAGCCCAUAUUUCAAAGAAAGAUAGUAGUUGGCUGUCACUGGGGCUUAAAGAAAUGGUAAUAGGGAAUAAAGUAAGUCCCAUUGAUUUUUGCUUGCUAAGAAUUCAAAUUCUUGGUAGAAGACUACCCUUCUCAUUUUUCAGAGUCUGAGCUUCUUAGUGUCUUCUAUAAAUUUACAUUCUCUUAGCAAAGAUUGCUUUAGGAUUUCAAAAAACAACAUGAUAGCUAUUACAGAAAUCUGUUUAAAGCUGAAGUGACUUUUCAAGUUUCUUCUUUGACCAUUUUCAUGCAAAACAUUUAUCCCAUAUGAAAGGAGUUAAUUUCUCUUUUCCCAUUCCCCUCCCUAUUCCUAAUUUCAAGACACGAUUGGUUGCAGUCACUUUUGUCUGCAAAGAAAACAGUUGAUCAUUUUUAAGCUGACUGCCAUCUUGUUUAAAUCCAUUGUUCAAAAGAAACAGGAUCAUUAAUUAAUGUUAAAUGAUAAUGAAUAUUUUUUGUUGUGAAAAGUGUGAGAUCUUGAGAACCUUUUCUACAUGCUGUUUUCAUUCAAAUUCAAUUUAAAUGUCAUUUUUAAUCUGAUCCAUAUUUUGACAAAGAUGAUGUGUGAGAGCUGUUUUUAGCAGUUGGAUUGUUACUUUGUAAAGUAUUAAAGCACUAAACUAAUUUUUGCAAUAGGUAGAAAAACUUGCUUUUGUUUUGAAAAACUUCCAGUAUAACUGUCGCACUUUUUAUAGCAGAACUGUAUUUAAUUUCUUUCUUUUAUGAAAGAUUACUCAAAGUAACUGAUAGCUCUGUAAUCUGUGUGAAUUGGCUUCUCCAUUAUUUGAAACUGAGAGAAGCUAUGAUGCCUAUUCAAUAAAAUUAACUUAUUUCUAAAGUA
Molecule: messenger RNA, 13253 nt
Organism: Chiroxiphia lanceolata (lance-tailed manakin)
Lineage: Eukaryota; Metazoa; Chordata; Aves; Passeriformes; Pipridae
Gene: OTUD7A
Product: OTU deubiquitinase 7A
Exons: 17
Coding region: 760-3579 (939 amino acids)
Biological process (GO): protein K63-linked deubiquitination; protein deubiquitination involved in ubiquitin-dependent protein catabolic process; protein K11-linked deubiquitination
Cellular component (GO): nucleus; cytoplasm
Molecular function (GO): K63-linked polyubiquitin modification-dependent protein binding; cysteine-type deubiquitinase activity; zinc ion binding
Source: RefSeq, a predicted model, not a curated record